Molecule: messenger RNA, 840 nt
Organism: Entamoeba histolytica HM-1:IMSS
Lineage: Eukaryota; Evosea; Mastigamoebida; Endamoebidae
Exons: 1
Coding region: 1-840 (279 amino acids)
Source: RefSeq, a predicted model, not a curated record
AUGUCUACUAAUAAAACAAACAUUCCUCAUAAAAUUGACCAAUGGUUUAAAAAGACAACAAAACAAAAAUACGUAGAACAACUUAGAAAGUCUAUCACUGAAAGAAAUAUUCAUACUGACAUUUAUUUUUUAUAUCAUUUAAUUCAACAAAUUUAUCAUUUUCAAAUUGUUCUUACUGAUAUUAAUGCUCAAAAAGAUAAGAUUCAUAUCAUGUAUCCUGUUUCUUCUGUUUAUUUUAUUGGAGAUAUUAAAACACCUUUGAAUAUCUCUAUUUAUAAACAACUCACUACAAAUUUAAUCUCUUUAACUAGACUUAAAGGGUAUAGAUACUCAUUAGAAUCUACUUUCAAAUAUUUGUGUCAAUUCUUGACUAAUGUUGGGAUUCUUAUUAGAUACACUUAUCCUGAAGGAAUUCUCUCUAUUAACUUUAACUUUAGAGUUUAUACUCAACAAAAUACUUUCAUUUCUGAACUUAAAUCAAAAAAUGAUUUAAUGCUAUUUGUUCAUAAUCCUGCUAUCACUAUAUUUAAUCAUCUCAAAACACAAUUCAAUUCUAAUAAUCAUCUUCUUGUUCUACAAAAUCCACUCUUUGUUAAUAUAAUGUUUUCUGGAAAUGAUACUGGAAUAGUAGCUUUCUUAAAUGAUUCCUCUCUAUUGUCUUCUGAAAAAAGUCUUCCUAAAGUCAAUCAAUUGGAUACUUUUAAUUUCUCUAUUGAUAAUCUAGUUGCUCUAAAUGUUAAUAACACUGAUCCAGAUACUAAUAUUAAUCAAGAUGACGUUCAAUUAGAAGAAUUCUCUUUUACAAAUUUUCAACAUACUUUACUAUUAGAUUCUAAUUAA